CUAAAAAAAGUUGUGUUAGAACUCGAAAUAAAAAGUAUUGAAUCUAUUGAGGUGCAAUCUUCAAAUAUUGUAGAAUAUAAUGAGGACUUAGAACUAUAUAAUGUUCAUAAUAUUGAAAUAGAAAGUAAAAAUAAUAGUGAACCUAUUGAAAAAUGA
Molecule: messenger RNA, 156 nt
Organism: Racocetra persica
Lineage: Eukaryota; Fungi; Glomeromycota; Glomeromycetes; Diversisporales; Gigasporaceae
Source: the annotation of a GenBank genome assembly